Monoraphidium neglectum is the source of this 1113-nucleotide messenger RNA. RefSeq names its product WD repeat-containing protein 92. Gene Ontology annotation, molecular function: ubiquitin binding. The transcript is spliced from 7 exons. The record is from RefSeq and is a predicted model, not a curated record. The coding region runs from base 1 to 1113 and encodes 370 amino acids. Lineage: Eukaryota; Viridiplantae; Chlorophyta; Chlorophyceae; Sphaeropleales; Selenastraceae.
AUGGUGGACGCUCAGAGCCAGCCGCAGAUCCUGGAGCAUCUGAAUAAGAGCCUAACAGUAACCAUACACAGCACACGAUGGAUCCCUGGCACCGCGCGAUUUGUGGCAGUUGGCACGUACGCACGCAGCACGGGCUGCAUACAGGUCUACGAGCUGGCCGGCCCUGAGCUAAAGCUCGUCCAAGAAGUCGAAAAGCGCGACGGCUUCAAGUGCGCCACCUUUGGCGCUGCAGCGCCCGCGUCGCAGCAGCUCGCAACUGGCAGCUUCAAGGGGCGGCUCCAAGUCUGGGACCUGGGUGCGCCGGCCGCCCCCGUGUUCGACGCGCAGGCGCACGCGUCGAUCAUCAAUGCCGUGGACGGCUUUGGCGGGCGCACGCGCGGCUGCGGGCCGCCGGAGAUUGCGACCGGCGGGCGGGACGGCUGCGUCCGCGUGUGGGACGUGCGACAGCCGGACGCGCCAGUGGCGGCCUUUGAGCCCGCAGACAGCGGGGGCGCGAGGGACUGCUGGGCGGUGGCCCUGGGCAACUCGCACGAUGACGAGGAGCGCUGCCUUUUGGCUGGGUAUGACAAUGGCGACGUGAAAAUGUUUGACCUGCGGACCAACACGGUGCGGUGGGAGGCCAAUGUGAAGAACGGCGUGUGCGGGCUGCAGUUUGAUCGGGCGGACAUCAAAAUGAACAAGUUUGUGGCCGCGUGCCUUGAGUCGCAGCUGCACGUCUACGACGCGCGCACGCAGCACCCACGAGAGGCAAGCGCAGGAGACGCACGGUCGGGGUCUCUCGGCUUUGCGGGCAUGACCGAGAAGCUGGCGCGCGGCACCACCGUGUGGGGCGCCGCGCACUUGCCCCAGAACAGGGACGUGUUCAUGGCGCACUCUGGGGACGGCGAGGUGGCGCUUUACCGCUACCGGUACCCAGACCAGCGGAAGGUCAAGGACCAGGACGGCAAGGAGAUGGGUGUGGUGGGCAAGCUGGAGCGCCUGUGCCACAAGCCGCUGUCCAGCCAGCCGGUCAACAGCUUUGACUGGAGCCCAGACAGGCAGGGGCUGUUCGUGUGCAGCGCGUUUGACCAGUGCGUGCGCGUGGGGGUGGUGACCAAGCUCGACAAGCUCUAG